UUACAAGACGCCCCGGACCGGCGUCCCUCCUGAAACACGCUCUUAAAAUCAGUUUGGAGUUUCGGCAUUUUUUCAACUUGAAGAAAACCUCGAAAGCGCUUCGUUACGGAAAUGUGCCGCUAACUCUGAGAGUACGUCCUGCUGGGAUUACGAUGGUGUAAAUAAAAAGUGAUCCUGUGGUUCCGGGUCAUGUUUUCUUACCAUUAGCAAAUGCUUCUUGAAAAUUAAGGACAAUGGAUUGCAGAGUCCUGCUUUUCUGGCUAUCUACAAACUGGAUACACGAUUGCGCAGAAGGCGGUUCGGAGCAUAACAGUCCAUAUUGGGAGCAACCGUUUUCUCAACCGUAUUUUGACAAUACCACUCGAAGGGAGGUCACAACUACAGUGGGCCAAACGGCUCAUUUGCAUUGUAGAGUCAGAAACCUGGGAGACAGAGCUGUUUCGUGGAUCCGCAAGCGGGAUUUGCACAUCCUCACAGUGGGAAUCCUGACUUAUACGAACGAUCAACGAUUUCAGUCGCUGCACACAGAUGGUUCAGACGAGUGGACGCUAAAGGUGACGUCCCCUCAAACUAGAGAUUCCGGCAUCUACGAGUGUCAAGUCAGUACCGAACCUAAAAUUAGCCAAGCGUUCAAACUGAAUGUUGUAGUUUCAAAGGCCAAAAUAGUGGGUAACCCCGAGUUGUACAUCAAAAGUGGAAGUGAUAUAAACUUAACGUGCAUAGUUCUCCAGACGCCAGACCCACCAAGUUUCAUUUACUGGUACCGGGGAGGAAACGUGAUUAACUAUUCACAGCGUGGUGGCAUAAGCGUAGUCACCGAGAAGCAAACACGAACAAGUCGUUUGUUGAUUUCACGAGCCUUGCCCCAGGACAGCGGUAACUACACAUGUUCGCCCUCCAGCAGCGACGCCGCCAGCGUCCUUGUGCAUGUCCUUAAUGGGGAGCAACCGGCAGCCAUGCAGCACGGCAACAACAGUAGCACCGCCAUUUGCUGGACGAUAGAUUUCGUACUUGUUAUAUUUCUCCAGUGCUUUGUGCUAGAAAGGUGAAUUCCAAUGAUCCUCUAAUGCAGUCUAUUAUUAUAUCAGCGAUAAAUGUUUAUCAAUUUGAUAAUGGUAACACUGUGGCCGUGUAAAUAUCAGCGGAUGACCAGUUAUUGUUGUAUGUCCAACACGUAUAUCAUAAUUUGUUUGUAUAAUUCUGAUGUACAUAGUUGUUGCUGUUAAAUUGUUGUCAUAGAUGAAAAUUACAGCUGGUCUAUACUAUAUCAUAUGUGGCUGUCUGAUUUAUUACUAUUAUUUAUUACACCAAUACCAUAUUUCAAUCAAUCCCAUUAUAUGUAUAUAUUUAACAUUUUAUCUAUGCUUGAUAAUCGGAACUUGGUCCUAAAGAUUGAACUAAAAAACGAAAGAUCUAAUUUUGACAGGCGAGCCUUCACUGGCCAUAUCGACAAGUACAGAUUGUUUUAUAAAAAUAAGGAACUUAAUUUGGUGGAACAUUUGCCUACAAAAUUAGAACGUUUACAAGCACUGACAUAAAAUUAAUAACUUAUUAAUAUUAAUAUUUUUUUAGUAUAAUCACAUUUCUGUUUCAAAAACGAUAAUAUAGCGUUUAGAAUGAAGUACUUGAAACCUGAAAAUAAUUCAACAAAUCAUCACUAGGUAUGCAAAGUUAAUGUGAAUAAUAAUCGACUCACUCAGCCCCUGCUUCAACUACAACCUCACCAACAAUGUUGCAUAUCACAUGACCGCAACCGCUACGAUUUUUAAUCUGUAGCUACCAGAAGAAUCCAGAAAUGCAUUACUUAAACUAUUGGAAAAUUCCGGUCAAUAUGUGAUUGUGAUUGCGUGAUAAUGUUGUUUUCCAACUGACUGACGUUGUCACACACAAAAUCAUUUCAUAAAUGAUGCACUAAAUCUAAAUUAAGCAUUGUAGUUUCAACGCACUACACAAUAAUUAGCUAAAUUAAGUGCAUCAUAGCUUUUAUCUUCCAAUGUCAUUCGAUAUUAAUUGAUAAUGAAAGUGGUGUUUAAGUGAUGAAUUUGAGGAUUUCCAAUUUCCUGUGUUAUUUUAAUUUAAGUCACGGCCUAACAUUAUGACGUUUAUUUGAAUUUUAUGUACCUAAUAUACAUGGCUUAUUAAAUGACAUUCCAGUAAUGUCGUGAUUUGAUUUAAACUUUGAUGUACAAUUUCAGUGUAAAAUUUUUCUAAAACUGUAGAAAUCGUUAUAGGUUUCGUUGUAUUAGUUUUUAUAUCCGUAAACAAAAACAGUAUAUGUUU
This is a messenger RNA of Tribolium madens (black flour beetle), 2280 nucleotides long. It is a transcript of the gene dpr4, whose product is annotated as hemicentin-1. Gene Ontology annotation, cellular component: neuron projection membrane. NCBI's taxonomy places the organism in Eukaryota, Metazoa, Arthropoda, Insecta, Coleoptera, Tenebrionidae. The record is from RefSeq and is a predicted model, not a curated record. The coding region runs from base 234 to 1049 and encodes 271 amino acids. The transcript has 5 exons. Gene Ontology annotation, biological process: synapse organization.